AGAAAGAGCAGCUGGCUUUAGGGAGUGGAAGGACUGGUCUUAGGAAUAUUGGUAACACAUGUUUCCUGAAUGCAAUAGUCCAGUGUUUGUCCCAUACUGGAAGCCUGCGGGACUACUGUCUCCUUAAGUCUUUCAGACAUGAAAAGUUUUCCAAAGAGGAGGCAAGGCUUACAGAAGGUAUUGUCUAGCCUUUGGGACGCAAAAGAAGUGGACACGGUUGUAAAUCCAAGACAGUUUUACAAUAUUUUCAAAGAUGCCGUGCCUUGCUUCAGUGGCUAUAGUCAACAGGAUGCUCAGGAGUUUCUCAGGUUCCUUUUGGACAAGCUGCAUACUGAAAUCAACCGCAAGCCCAACAUUAGACGAACCCCGAAGGACCCUGAUCAAAAAUAUGCCAGAUUUAGGAUUUCUGAAGAAGCAGCUGCUACGUGGAAGAAACACUUAGAGAGAGAAGACAGCAGGAUAGUCGAUCUGUUCUCGGGUCAGUUGCGGAGCUCUCUGCACUGCUCCGUCUGCUCCCACUACUCCAACACGUUUGAUGUCUUUUGCGACCUGUCGCUGCCCAUCCCCAAGCCGCGCUCUGCUGGAAAGGUGACACUGAAGGAGUGUCUGGACCUCUUUUCUCAAGAGGAGCGACUGGACAAGGAGAAUUCACCUAUGUGCGAGAGGUGUAACAGGCACACAGAGAGCACUAAGCGUCUGUCCAUCCAGAGGUUUCCCCAUGUUAUUGUGAUCCAUCUGAAUCGUUUCGCUACAUCACGGUGGUCCAUCAGUAAAAGCACCGUCUGCGUGUCCUUCCCACUCACCCACCUAGAUCUCGGGCCUUACGGACCUGUGGAUUGCGGUCCAGUUCUGUAUGAUUUAUAUGCAAUAUGUAACCAUGUGGGGACUGUAAACAUUGGUCACUACACAGCCUGCUGUUCAGAUGAGAAUGGAUGGUGUUACUAUAAUGACUCUAGUGUGACACCAGUUUCUGAGAACCAGCUUCAGACCAAUCAAGCUUAUGUGUUAUUCUACCAACUCAGUAACAACUCUGCUCCUAAAAGGCAUUGAGACUUCAGACUGGCUGAGGAAGACAGCCAAUCAGAUAAACUUUACCUCCAGUGACCAUAGAAACAAACACAGUGCAGCCAUGCUGGGAUUUAUGAACUUUUUUUAUUCCCAUGGAAGUGCAGCACAAAUAAUGUGCAACACUAUCGUGCUCUUUUAAGAGCAAAAUGUCCACUAUGGAAGAGCUAAUAAGGAGAACGGCUCAGGUGCACGGUUUCCUUUAUUAUCGCCUUGUUCUCGAAAUGUUUUGAAGCAAAGCUCUUAAGCUAUUUGAUUGGCAGGAUUCAUUGGUGAUCUUCCCAACCAUCUCAUCUCAAUAUUCUGAUGUUGUAAAACAAUUAUUAAAUAGUUCUUGUUUAUGUGUUAAAUUAAUCUUUUUGCCACAGUUUUGUGUAUGUGUAUGUGUAAUACAUGUAAUGUAUUAAGGUAUUGCUUUCUCUAUUACUGUUAUAAUAUGUCUAAACAUUGGUUUAUCUUAUUUAUCCCACUUGGCAACUUGAACAUAUUAUCUGCUGUAUUCUGAAGUUCAAUGCAAAUUAUACCUGUAGACAAAAUAGUUUUCACUUCUGUCUGAACUUACAGUAUAGUGGAUUCCAUAUAUUGACACAUUUAUUAUUGUAACAAACUAUCUUUAUGUGCUGUUAAAAGCAUGCAUUAUCGUCCUGAGGCUUACCAAUGCAUUUUGGCCUUUUUUUAAAGGGGAACUUCAUUUUGGGGGAAUUUUGCCUAUCAUUCACAAUCCUUAUGUGAGAUAAUCACAUUUAUGUUUUUCUUUUAUAAUGCAUUCUAACUCGUAAAUAAAAGUCAGCUAACAAUGGAGUCAAUGGUAGUCGCAUUAUUCUGUCUAUAAAGCGCUCUAAAAAACAGUCAAACACACCCUUCAAUGUUUUAUAUACAGGCUGUAUUUAUAUACUGUGUGUCAUGUAGUAACAGGCAAAUGUAUAAUAUGUAAUAUUUACAUAUUUUGCUCAUUUUAAGGAUACGGUGGCACAUUAAUUUCACAGACAUGUUAUGUUUACUUUUUUCUUCAACAACAACUACUACUAAUCAUGGCAGACUUCAUGAGCCACAACAAACAUAAUAGAAUGAUCACUUAGUGUACAAUAUCUGCUCUCACCAGGAUGCCGACUGAUGGGAUGUUCAUAUCUUGCUGUUUAGAUGAAGAAUUAAUCAUAAACCACACAAAGGGUUGAAAAAAGAAUGGUGCCGCAAACGAGCGUCUUUUCAUGUCUUUCUUGUUAUCUUAGGGUAUUAGUUGAAUGUCAUGGAUGACCAACUUCUCGGUUUAUGGCUACAUCCUUCUACUAUCCAGGUGAGUGGUAUGAUAUAUCAUCUAGAAUUAACUUUGACCAACUCAGAAGCAAUUAUGGUGCAGCUGCACAUGCUAGUUAGCUCUCUGUGAUCACGGUGCGGCUAAAAAUAGUUUGUCUGCGUAAACCCUUAUAACAAUGUUGCUAAUACAUGGUUAAUAUCCAGGCCACGAGAUGUUUUGGGGUGUAUUUUAGAGUGAUUUAGAGGCAAAAUGGAUUACUCCCAUUAACACCAUUGCUGGCUACCUAAAAUUAGCCAAUUAUUACAAAUUAGAAUGCAAAAAACCCAAAACAUAUGUAUUUCUGUCUCUCGUUAAGAUUGUGAAUGAGAGGUAUUCCAAAAAAAGUGAUUUUCCCCUUUAAGGGGUUGCUUUACAGCCUUAUUUCAAAUGCAAAACACAUGACAAGAAUAAACACGUUGAGAGGACAUCCUGGACUUUGCAGUGAUAUAUGAUUUCUUAGGGUUUGUCAAAUAAAAUAGAAGAGCAGUCUUCCCAAAAUGGCUGUCAUACCAACCAGCAUGUUUUAUGGGCAGAAUGGAAGAGAGUUACCUAAAUAAAUUGAGGGUGUUUUUAAGUGGAGGGUGUAGUGUUUUCUAAGUUUAAUCAAUAGUUUGAGGUGGUUUUGGUAACAUACUGUAAUAUCUAUAACACUAAAAACAUUUUUUGGAUUGUCACCUGUGGUGCACAUGAGGAUCCAAGCAGGCACAAGACAUUAAAACAACGUUGAGAACGUGUUGAAUUAGGUCCGGACGUUGAGCAACUCAAACCUAACAUUGGAACAUGCUUUUUGACAAUGUUUAAUCAAUGUUGGGUUCUGACCUUGAUUUGACCAUUGAAUUUUGUUCAAUUCCCAACCAAUACUUUACAACAUUGAAACAACAUGCUUUUUGACGACAUUAAUUCAAUGUCAGGUUGUGACGUUGAUUUGACCUUUGAAAUUUGGUCAUUUCCCAACCAACUACAUGGAUUCAACAUUAGACAUGAACGUUGUCUCAAUUUACAAAUACAACUAUUUUGCAACAUUGUUUAAGUCAGUUUUAAAAAAACAUAUGUAUAAUCAACGUUGUAUCAAUGUCUUGUGCCUGCUGGGGACUACUGUUAUUUUGCUUUCUGAACUCACUAUGUUCUCUGCUCACUGUACAUAUCCUACCAAGUCAGACCUACACUGUUUCAAUGUCCAAUUCUCUGAUGAUGCAAUUGUUGAUGACUGAAGUGCUGUUAUCAACCAAACUCUCCUCAUCCCACCCCCCGGAUUGUAAAUAUUGUACAUAAUGUAAAUAAUUCAAUGUAUAUACUCUGAUGAUUAACUUGUGUGACGACUGUAUUAUGCUGAUAGUAUAUAUGUGUACCAUGAAUUGAUUUACGUGGACCCCGACCUAAACAAGUUGAACAACUUAUUCGGGUGUUACCAUUUAGUGGUCAAUUGUACGGAAUAUGUACUGUACUGUGCAAUCUACUAAUAAAAGUUUCAAUCAAUCAAUCAAUG
Messenger RNA from Entelurus aequoreus (snake pipefish), 3845 nucleotides. It is a transcript of the gene usp21, whose product is annotated as ubiquitin specific peptidase 21. Gene Ontology annotation, molecular function: cysteine-type deubiquitinase activity. Gene Ontology annotation, cellular component: cytoplasm. Gene Ontology annotation, biological process: protein deubiquitination. Lineage: Eukaryota; Metazoa; Chordata; Actinopteri; Syngnathiformes; Syngnathidae. The coding region runs from base 139 to 1050 and encodes 303 amino acids. The record is from RefSeq and is a predicted model, not a curated record. The transcript is spliced from 10 exons.